UAACCAGUGUCACAGGCAUAAAUAGUAUUUUGUGCAUAAAGGUGAUUUCCAAAGAGCUACUAGCUAAAACCUUUGCAUAUCUCACUGUGGUGUGCAGCAUGUCCUUACAAAACAUUAGUAGAGGCCAAAAGAAGAAGUAGCAGGAGCAGGUAAACAUAAUCUGAAAAAAAUACAAAUAAAAAUCCAGCAAAGACCUGACUCAGGACCUGAGAGAUACAUUUGGCCCUUCAGUCGAUCCAUAUACUGGUUGCUGAAGCAGGGUGGCUGUCAAGGAGUCAUUCUUGAGGAAGGGGGACCAGGAGAAAAGGCUGAGGUAUGCAAAAUUGCACAAUAAUUGUAUUUAAAGUCAGUGGAAACAGUGCUUUUAUAGAGUGAUGAAUGCAUAUUUGAAAGUUUUGGUUCAAACCAUCUUAAGUGUGUACAGAGGAGGUCAGGAGAGAGGUAGAAGAGUGAGUCUAUAAAGCACGGUUAUGUUUUGGGGCUCCAUUUAAUCGAGUGUUGUUGGGAAUCCUAUCAAAACGGAUGGAAUAAAGAAUGCAGAAAAAUACCACCAAACUUUGAGCCACCAUUCAGUACCAAGAGGAAAGCAACUGAUUGGCAAUGGCUUCAUUUUUCAGCAUGGUGUGCUUUUCCUACCGGUGCAUUAAAAAUAAAAACACACUGGAACAUUGUGAGCUAUGGAUUGGCCUCCCUAGAGCCCACACCUCAACAUUACUGAAGCAGUGUGUGAUCAUCUUGACAGAGCUUUAAAUGUCCUUUAAAAACCCUGGAGAACUAUUCUUGAAAACUGCUUAAAGAAAUUACUAGAAAGCUUGCAUAAGAGAGUUCAGAAUGUGUUGAAGAAUAAAGGUGCGCAUACCAACUAUUGGCUUUCAAGCUUGUUAAAAUUGUACAGAAUAGUUUUUACAUUGCAAACUGUGUUUGUGCACGUGUGUAAAUCCCCAUUUUCUCAGCAAAAGAUAAAAAGAUGGGGUCUAGAGACUUUUGCAUACCUGUGCAAUAACAUAGCUGUUUUCCUAGGCUUGCAGCUUAGCAGGAGCUUUAUAUAAGGUCCAAAAUAGGGCAGUUAUAACCAUAACCUGAUGAUUUGAAUAUUCCCUGAGAACAGUAUGCUGUUGUUGAACCAGUACCAGUGUUACAGGAUAUACACGAUACGGCAGGAACAGAAGAAGUAGUUGCCAUGGAUUUAGACAGCGAACUAAAGGAGAUAGCUGCUGAGAUGAAACAUGUCUCACUCAAAAGGGAACAACUUAAGGAGAGGAAAAACAUUCUGUGCAUAUUUCAAGAGCUGAGGAAUCGAGCCGAGUUUGGACAAACAGAGGAAGCAGUCUCUACUCAGAAGGAGAUUGAGAGCAUCGAUGAGAAACUGAAGGAACUGAAUGAAAAACAGUCCGAACUCCAGAAAAAUUACGACAACAUGCUCAAUGCCACCAAAAACAAACAGCACAAGAAAGUGGUCAGUUUCACAGACAAAGAGAAUAUAGAUUCUGCUGCUCCGCCUUCUCCUCCUCCUGGCUCUAAUAUCGUCUAUGUUGUGGCUCCGCCUACUAUCCCAGCCCCUGAAGUGAUUCUGGAGCUGGACAAGCUCCCGGCAGCUCCGUGCAGGACACAGUGUCCAGAGUGUCGGCAGUUCAUCACGACAGAGACGUUCUCCUCUGUCAGCAGUGUGACGUGGCUGGUGUGCAUCAUGACAGCUUUAAUAGGCUGUGCGGCUGGUUGCUGCCUCAUCCCUUUUUGCAUGGAUAGGUUCAAGUCUACCAACCACAGAUGUCCUAAGUGCCGAACGUUAAUCAAAACUAUUAAAAAGCUCUGAGAUGAAAGCAGAUAAGGAAAGAUGGAGAAGAUGCUGGAUAUCCACCUAGUAGUGAUAACAACACAAGCUGCAAAAAGGGUCUCCUGCACAAUGCACUGAACAUCAGUGCAUGACCGGUGAUGUUUGUAAUCUCAAACUAUAGCUGCUAUUACUUUUUAGAAGCCUGUCAGACGAGACGGGUGGUUUCUGCCUUUAUGCAUAUGCGUAUUAUAAUGCAUUUUUCAGGCACAUCUGUGUAACAAAAUGUAUAUUUCAUUAAUACUUUGGUACUUUAAACAUGCUAGUUAUUUUCAAAUCUUUUUUAAAUACAAUAAAACUUCAAAAUGACAGACUUUCCUUGUAAAUUUUUAAUGGCAAGCAGUAAAAGGGCAAGUGCUGAAGCUCAUAGGCAGACAUUGAAAUCCCAAAGAAUCUCUGUAUUUACAAAACGACUGUUAAUAUUUGUAUAAAAAGCCAACAUAAAUACAUCAUGUGUAAAUCAUACAAAUGCAAGGUUUUUGUAUGCCGAGUUAUGCUAGUGUAGUAAAGACUAAACAUUUGUCAUUCCAGCACAUAAGCCCUUUUUCAGGGGAGACACUUGGGUGGUCAAAUGAGGCACAAAGGAGGAGAUGAAGAAAAGAAAUAAAAAAAUAACAGAAAUUUGCAUCAUUUUCAUAACAGCUCCUUCCAUAUUUGGGUGGCUUAGAAACUGCCAGUAAGUCCUCAAUAAUUUAACAAUAUGACACAGUUAUUACACACACACCGCACUGCCAAGAUAUAAUGGUUUGUGUCACUAUUAACAACAGAAACCAAAAGGAUAGCACGUCUUCCAUUUGUUUGUAUAAAGCUGAUUCAAAUCAGAUGUGGCCAGCAGAUGUCACUGAGCUACAACCUGACUUGUAACAUCUGAUGGUUAUUUGAGUUUGAAAUGAUGCUGAAACAAAACGAGCGCUGGAUCAUACUUCUGUUAUUUUUCUGGUGGUGUUUGUAUGCUGUGCAGAUGUGUAUUUACUGAAAAAUGAAAAUAAAUUAUUCAAACAUC
Molecule: messenger RNA, 2834 nt
Organism: Oreochromis niloticus (Nile tilapia)
Lineage: Eukaryota; Metazoa; Chordata; Actinopteri; Cichliformes; Cichlidae
Product: cell death-inducing p53-target protein 1
Exons: 6
Coding region: 1181-1813 (210 amino acids)
Cellular component (GO): nucleus; cytoplasmic side of late endosome membrane; cytoplasmic side of lysosomal membrane
Molecular function (GO): zinc ion binding
Source: RefSeq, a predicted model, not a curated record